GCCGCCGGGCCGGGAGGCGGCGGCGGGACCCCGUAACGCGUAUGGUAGCGGCGGCGGCGCGUUCGCCGGCCUCCCCUCUGGCUGCCGCGCGCUGUGGUCUCGCCCGCCCCCGCUGCCAUGUUGGAUUGUGCGGCCGCCGAAGCCGGGCCGAAGUUGGAAGUUUAGUGUCCGCCGCGGCCGUGGGCGCGAUCCGCUGGCGGCGGCGGCCGGCGCGGCCCCUCCCUGCCCCGGCGCCCCGCCGCGGGCCGCCCGCAGCUCGCCGAGGCCCGGCCGCCGCUCUUCCCCCGCCCCCUCCCGCCUUCCCGGCCCCGAGAGGGAGGCUCCGCGAUGCGGCUGCCGUGAGGCCGCGGCGGCGGCGGCAGCAGCAGGAGGCGGAGGAGGCCGCGGGCGGCGGCGGUCGCAGCGCGGCGAGGGCAGCGCCAAGCCCCGCGGGGCCGGCCCCGGCCGCGGCCAUGAGCGGCAGCCAGCAGCAGCAGACCCCGCAGCCGCGGCGGGUCAGCAACGUGGGCUCCCUGCUGCUGACCCCGCAGGAGAACGAGAGCCUCUUCGGCUUCCUCGGCAAGAAAUGCGUGACAAUGUCUUCAGCAGUCGUUCAAAUAUAUGCAGCAGAUCGCAAUGCCAUGUGGUCAAAGAAAUGCUGUGGUGUAGCUUGCCUUGUAAAGGACAAUCCACAGAGGUCAUAUUUUAUCAGAAUAUUUGACAUCAAGGAUGGGAAAUUAUUGUGGGAGCAGGAGCUGUACAAUAACUUUGUAUAUAAUAGUCCUAGAGGAUAUUUUCAUACCUUUGCUGGAGAUACAUGUCAAGUUGGUCUUAAUUUUGCUAAUGAAGAAGAAGCUAAACUAUUCCGAAAAACAGUAACAGAUUUACUUGGACGACGGCAAAGAAAAUCUGAAAAAAGACGAGACCUACCAAAUGGUUCUUGUAUCCCUCAUGGACAUCUAAGAUCUAAAGCUGACGGUCCAAAUCUACCAAUGGCAACUGUUGAUAUCAAAAACCCAGAAAUUACAACUAACAGAUUUUAUACUCCACAAGUCAACAAUAUUUCAUAUACCAAAGAAAAGAAGAAAGGAAAAACUAAAAAGAAAAGAUUGACAAAGGCAGAUAUUGGAACACCAUCUAACUUCCAACACAUUGGACAUGUUGGUUGGGACCCAAACACAGGUUUUGAUGUGAACAACUUGGACCCAGAAUUGAAAAACCUGUUUGAUCUGUGUGGAAUUUCAGAGGCUCAACUAAAAGACAAAGAAACUUCAAAGGUCAUAUAUGAUUUCAUUGAAAAAACAGGAGGCGUGGAAGCUGUAAAAAAUGAACUACGUAGACAAGCUCCACCUCCACCACCACCAUGCAGAGGAGGACCCCCUCCACCUCCACCACCACCUCCCCAUAGCUCGGGCCCUCCUCCUCCACCUGCUAGGGGCCGAGGGGCACCACCUCCACCUCCUUCAAGAGCUCCUACAGCAGCACCACCACCACCACCUCCAUCUAGACCAGGUGCAACAGUGCCCCCACCUCCUCCAAACAGGAUGAAUCCUCCUCCACCACCAGUGCAUUCAUCAUCUGCACCAUCUGGCCCUCCUCCACCGCCACCACCACCAGCAAGUGGGUCAUCUGUGCCCCCACCUCCACCUCCACCUCCACCCCCUCCUGGUCCUCCUCCACCACCAGGUCUUCAUACAGAGGUUGACAGCCAGCUUCCAGUUCCUGCAGGAAACAAAGCAGCACUCUUAGAUCAAAUCAGAGAAGGUGCUCAGUUAAAGAAAGUAGAACAUAACAGCCGACCAGUGUCCUGCUCAGGAAGAGAUGCACUGUUAGACCAGAUACGACAGGGUAUACAACUGAAAUCUGUAUCUGAUGGCCAAGAGAGUGCACCACCUACACCUGCACCCACCUCAGGAAUUGUGGGUGCAUUAAUGGAAGUUAUGCAGAAAAGGAGCAAAGCCAUUCAUUCUUCAGAUGAAGAUGAGGAUGAAGAUGAUGAAGAAGACUUUGAGGAUGAUGACGAAUGGGACGAUUGAUCAUUUAUUAUAUUAUAUAUAUAUAUAUAUAUUUUUUAAGGUGAAUGAUAUACUAAACACUACUUUCUGUCUAUGGAUUCUGUAAAAUUAUCAUGUAAAUGUUCUACCAAUUUGCUGUAUAUUUUUGUUGCCUUUUGCUUUUUUAUUAAUCUGUGCAAUACCUCAUUUAAUCUGUAAAGGUUUGUCAUAAUCCUCUACAAAGCUACUCCCUGUUAAUGUGUGCGAGUUUACACCUGGAUGAUCAUGUACAUGUGAAUACUUUCCAUUCCAUCAAUAAGGGAGUUUAAAUGUAAUAUGUGAGACUGACAAAAACCUUAAUGUAAUUUAGUUAUAAUGCGAGAAGGAAAACACUAUUUUCAUACCCUACUUUUUCUGUAUCCAAAUUUUCUUAUUAAAACCUAGUAUAGCACUACGUUCUUUAAGUGAUGCAGCUCUUAGUUUAUUUAGCCCCUUCAUUUCAAAUGCAACAUUACAUGAAUGUUGAGGCUGGUUUAUAAUAUUGCACAGUUUCAAAUACAUCACAGCAUUGCAGUUCAAAUCUUAGCAGUAUGCUUUACAUAAAACAAAAUCACUACAGAUAUGCACAGCUAGUUGUGAAGAUUACCUUGCCCUAACUGUAGCAAUACAGACUGCUAUUGAACAGCAGUGAAUAAUUGAAUUCUUUAAUUAGGGAACUGUCUAUCUGAGGUCAAACAGGGUGGCUUUACACUAUAGUAGUUGUAAAGGCAUCUGAUGCAGACCAGUCCAGUCCUCCCUUUCCAGCUCUUAUCUUUCAGAAUGAAGAAGUGUAAAUUGCUGGGGACUAUACUGGAGUCUGGCAAUUGCUACAGUUUGAUUUAUUUUUAAAAUCAAUUUUAUGUGUUUUUUGGGCUGAAGGGCUGCAUUUAAUGCUUGCUUCAGUAAUGUUUAAUUACAUUUUAAAAUGUGUAGGGCAUUGGUGUACUAAUAAAGUAAACUUAAGUGGUAUUACUUUGCAGUCUUUGAGUUAUGGUACAUAAUAAAUGCUAAAACACCAGUCCUACAUCCAGGAAGUCGGAAAGCCAUUAGCUCAGAAUAUACACUUUGAACAUGUACUGAAUUUCAUGGCAAUAUUCUGUCUUCAUAUGUUGGCUUUAAGACCAAGGGUUGUGAUGAAGAUCAAGGACACUAUUCACAGGAAUGGUAUUUGAGUAAAUGGACAGAAAAUGGGUUUCUCAUUUCACAGCUUGCACAUUUAUAUAAGUUAUACUUUAGUGUGGUAAACAUUGGCAUAUCUGCCUAUUACAAAACACUAAUCUAUGCUAGGUGGGUAUUUAAUAUCUGCAGCACUAAUUACUGUUACUUACUGUAAUUUUCAGGUAGAGAAUUUUUUUAAAGAGAACCACAUUAUCUGACACAGAAUAUUUAGUCGAGUCUAGUCAUAUUUGGAGCAUAGUUAAUACAUAGUGUCCUGAGUCUUUGACUGUAGUCAAGGUAUCAAACUAAAUUUAAGUUAUCAAAAUUGUAUUGACUGAAACCCAGUGUUGACCUGAUCUUGACAGGCUGGACCUGCAUGAUAUGGCAUGGAUUUCUAACCCAGUUAUAACCUAGUCUUUAGAGAAUGAGUUUAGACGUAUAAAAAGAAAAGAAAGUUGCUGAAAGGUAGUGGGAGAGGUAAGGCUGUAGUUAAAUUAUUCAGAGGAUGCUGACUUCCAAGAGUAAUUUAAGCACAUAACUUGAGGAAAAAGAAAAUUCCAAGUGGUCUAACUUUCUUGCGGUAGCUUUUGCAUUGCCCUCUGCUACUGGAAACCCUUCCUACUAGCUUUGCUGCUGUAAUGGCUUGAGCACUGAGUCACGUGCAAGUGCAGCCUGGGUUAACUAAUGUCAGUGGAGUUAAGAGCUUGUGUAUAAGGAAAACAAUUGUAUGGCUUUUGUAUAACUUCUGGCACUGCUUCCAUAUUCUUACUGCAUAUAGGGCACUUAAAAUUAAGCAGAUGAGGCCUAUAGGUUUUCCAAACAUGCUGCUUACUAGAUUUGUUUAGCUCUUACAUUUUCUGCGUUGGGAUUUCUGUAAUAUAAUUAUGCCUUACAGUUCAUUAAUCAAAUUUCUAUUCCAAGUUUUGGGAGCUCUGGUGAAGUUGUGUUAUUCAGUAAAACUUUGAUUUGUAGAUACUGGCCAAAGAAAGGGGGGUUGGGGUUUUUGUUUGUUUGUUUUUGUUUCUUUUGUUUUUUCUCUCGAUAUAAAGAGUACACUCACAUUCUGUGGUGUCCAGAUUAAUAUUUGCUUUAAAAUAGUGUGUGUACAUGAUAAAAUUCAGGCAUAAAGACUGCAAGAGCAGUUAAGGUAAAGUCAUAGCUGCAUGGUUCAGCGCUCCACCACUUGCACUAUAAGCAGAAGAUAGUGUUUCAUGAUACUGGUGCAUUGUUGCUAAACAUUGUAAUGAAGGCCUCUCCUAUAUACUCUGGUUAAAUGACUGUCCAGAUAGCCUUAGCAAUUAACAGACUAGCAUGAGGCUUUUGUAUCUCAACACUGUGUGCAUAGACAAUAUCAGCUAGCCACUUUUACGUAUGAAAUCCAUAAAAACUUCACAAUCAUUUAGUUUUCCAUUUAUCAAACUGAAAUUUUUAGUAUGUGAAUUUUUGAAAUGUACAGUGAAUAGGAUGUUGCACUGGUGGCAAUUCAUCAUGGAGCAUAAUAAAAUUAAUUUGACCCAA
Molecule: messenger RNA, 4688 nt
Organism: Dromaius novaehollandiae (emu)
Lineage: Eukaryota; Metazoa; Chordata; Aves; Casuariiformes; Dromaiidae
Gene: WASL
Product: WASP like actin nucleation promoting factor
Exons: 12
Coding region: 42-2015 (657 amino acids)
Biological process (GO): actin filament organization
Molecular function (GO): actin binding
Source: RefSeq, a predicted model, not a curated record